This is a messenger RNA of Klebsormidium nitens, 1968 nucleotides long. NCBI's taxonomy places the organism in Eukaryota, Viridiplantae, Streptophyta, Klebsormidiophyceae, Klebsormidiales, Klebsormidiaceae. The record is from the annotation of a GenBank genome assembly.
UCACAGAUCACAAAACUCUGGCCCUGGGCCUGGUUCAGGCGCGCCCCAUGACACCAGAUCUGCAUGCAGAUUUUGGGCGCCAGAAUGGUGUCCCUUGUUGGCCGCUUUCGCCCCCAGCAUUGGUGCCUGUGCUUCCUGUUGAUUGCCUUGUGCAUGCAGCGUGGGUUGUCAAGCUCUGAGCGUCCUUUGAGGCUUCGUUCUGCAUUUCAAAUGAGCGGUCACAAAAGCAUCGGAGUUGUCAGCGCAAACUGCAGCGUGCCAAACUCUGCCGACGAUUCAGCAGACGACGAGAAUGCAGGUUUUGACGGGGACGACGACGAUGAUGUCAGCUUAAAACCCGCCCGCCGAAUGGGUGUGCAAGGGAAUGAGAAGCUGGCCCCUGAAGAUGAAUCAGAAGAUGACAGCUGGAGAGUGGAAGGUACAGACUGGCAGGGAGACCUGGGGAGGUCGGUGGAUCUACCCUGGCCAGGACAUCACAAGCACCGGCAUUUGCUGAUUGGCGUGCUGACUCAGCCGUACUACAGCUGGAACAUGACCAAACCUGAUGCGGAGCACACCGGGCUGGACAAGCUGUUCAUUGGUGCGUCAUACGUGAGGUUGCUCGAGGCGGGAGGGGCGCAAGUGGUGCCAGUGUUUCAUGACUCAACAGACGAGGAGUUUGAGAAGGUCAUGUCGCAGAUCAACAUGCUCGUGAUACCAGGGGGCUUUGCCAGCCUCAAGAAAAGCAGCGAGUUCUACCAAGCGGGAAAGAAGCUCCUGGAUAUUGCCAUGAGGCUCAACGACGACGGUGACUUCUUUGCCGUCCACGGCAUCUGCCUAGGGAUGGAGCUCAUGUUGAAAGCAGUUAGCGCGAAACACAAGAUACUGCGGCGGGUCAACGCCACCGCUGCGCCAGCAACCUUGUUCUUCCCCUACCGGUCGGCCAGGAGGAAAGCCAUGUUUGCCUGGUUGAGCGAUGAGUUGAUAGAGCGGAUAAAGCAAGUCCCGGUCGCUAUGGAGAACCACCACUUUGGGCUGAACCCUGACCGCUUCGACGAGAACGAAGACAUCUCCAAUUUCUACGAGAUGCUGACGACAUCGCCCGACAAAGAGGGAACGCAUUACGUCAGCACCAUCCAGGCUACCAGUUACCCCUUCACUGGGACACAGUGGCAUCCAGAGAAGUCUGCUUACGAAUGGUACAGCACUUACCACGUGCCGCACUCUUUGGACGCGAUCCAAUUGAUGCAAGCGACCGCCAACUUCAUCGUCAGCCAAGCGCGCAGGAACGACCAUCGGCUCCCGUGUUGGGACGACGAGCGGAAGCUCUUGAUCUACAACUAUCCAUUGCUCUUUGGAAGUCGGCAAAGGCACUCAGUAUACGACCAGUAUUACAUCGUCCCCGCACGAGCGGAGAGGCAAGCGUUGGCGCAGGGGGAGCAAGCGGCGACCAUCUAGUUGCAGGUUUAGGGACCCUUCUAAACAUAAUGUGGUCGAAGCAAUGGUUUCCGAGAGGUCAGUUUGAGAGUAGUGUAUAUUCUGGGUAGCUUUGCUUCUUAGAGAGGACCUGUGUGUUUGUCGUGCAAGAGCCGAUGAAAGGCAGCAUAAAGUGCACAGAGAAGGAAAACAAGCGUGAUUCCGGAGCGCCGGGUUUGAUCCUAGGUUUGGUAGAUAGUCAUGAGAGAAUCGCAAAAACAGAUUGUUACUUCGUGAGAGGUCCGAAGAGCGGGACUAGGUGCAGGUGCAGGCAGGUCGGAGUUGCAGUUGAGUGUAGGUUGAGCACGUAGUUGUAGCUUGCAAUGCCUCGUUUUGUGUGAUUCUUCUAAGACAAGGUUGGGUGCUUAGUCAUCGGGUAAGCUACCGCCUAAAAAAGCUUGUACAUCAACGUUGACACAUCUCAGCAUGGUCACUGCCCGUUUUCCGAAGCUUACACAUGAGAAGGACGACCGUCACUGAGUCACUGAGUUGACCGCUGAAGUUAACUUGCAG